Nothoprocta perdicaria is the source of this 1468-nucleotide messenger RNA. RefSeq names its product IQ motif containing G (gene IQCG). Gene Ontology annotation, cellular component: cytoplasm; sperm flagellum. The record is from RefSeq and is a predicted model, not a curated record. The transcript is spliced from 10 exons. Gene Ontology annotation, molecular function: protein binding. Bases 93 to 1331 code for a protein of 412 amino acids. Gene Ontology annotation, biological process: sperm axoneme assembly; cilium organization. NCBI's taxonomy places the organism in Eukaryota, Metazoa, Chordata, Aves, Tinamiformes, Tinamidae.
GCAGCAGGCAAAGAAUGGCAGCCAAAACUCUUGGGAGAAGCUAUAUCCUUCACAUGCUUAUUUUUAUUUAUUUUUUUUGUUAAUAGACUUCAAUGAAGGAGUUGAGCCGAGUGGAGCGAUUGAGCAAGAACGCAGAGACUAAAGAAAUGGAAAAAAUCACUCAUCUUGAAGCCCUGCUGUUUGCUGCUGUGCUGGAGAACUGUGUUGAUCAGCUCUCAAUUCUUGGAUAUAUGAUGGGAGUCCCAGCUGAGGGCAGAGCAGAUACCAGCCAUGCUGAUGGACAGGAAAUGAAGGAAAUCACAGUGACCCAGAAGGCGAUGGACACUGAAGAGCAAGAGCUCGUGUCACCAAGGCAAGGGAGUGGGGAACCAGUCACUACCAAGUCUCCUAACAGCACUGAACUCAAGCAGCAGCUGCAGAAAAGUGGGGAUCUAGACAGUUCCUAUCAUCUUUUCAUGAAACACAGAGUCAUGUCUGCAGAUAACCUCAGAAAAAUUCAGGCUGACAGGCAGUAUGUGAGUGAUGUCAUUACAAGCACUAUGAUAAUGAUGCAGGAAUUGGGAUCAUUUAGUAGCUUACCAGAAGCAAUUGAGAGAGAGAAAGAAAAGAGGAGAAAGCUGCAUGACAUCCUCAUCAGGGAAGAGGAAGGAAAGAAGGAGAUAAAGUCAYUCCAGCAACAGCUGCAAGAGGUCAAGAAAGAAACAGAAAUGGAACUUCAGGAACGAGAUAACGUAAUUGCCUUCCUCAGUGACCAGCUCCAAGAAAUGAAGGCCAAAACAGACAUGGAGAGCAGCUAYGUGAGGAAAAACACAGAGCUGCAGGUGCAGCAAACCCGCAAGAAGUGCAGCAAUGCAGAGAGGGACCUGGACAAGGAGACUGCGAAGCUGAGGAGCAGAACUGACGAGGAGAUCCGAGUGCACGAGGAGAUGGAGAAUUUCCUCAGGCAACAGCAGAUGAAGGUGGAGGAGAAGCUGGAAUACUGGAUGGACAAGUAUGAAAAGGACACAGAAGCUAAAGAGCAAGAACUGAACGCCCUGAAAGAAUCGAAGGCGAGCAACUUGGAAACGCUGCAGAGACUGGCUAGCGAGUGCCAGAUGUUCGAGGAGGUCAUCAUCAGCGACCGCGUGGAGAAGGAGGCUGCCAGGAGGCAGCAGGAGCAGGACGCGCUGGAGCUGAAGAGCAUCCUGAAGCUGCAGGCCUGGUGGAGGGGCACGAUGGUCCGCAGAAACCUGGGCUGCUACAAGGACCUCAAGGAGACUCUCGAGAAGCAGCUGCCAGAGAAAGGCAAAGGGAAAAAGGACAAAUACAAAAUAAAGAAGAAGAAGCGAUGAACAAUGAAAGCUGGCACCGGGGCUGCUCCAAGGCUGUGGCCCGUGUGUCCUACGGGUCAAAAUAAAGCACAAAGCAGAGCUUGGGCUCUUCGAGGAACUCCGAUUGUGAGGAUGCUGUUAAGGGGAAGCUUCAGCAA